Molecule: messenger RNA, 764 nt
Organism: Suillus fuscotomentosus
Lineage: Eukaryota; Fungi; Basidiomycota; Agaricomycetes; Boletales; Suillaceae
Exons: 5
Coding region: 235-669 (144 amino acids)
Source: RefSeq, a predicted model, not a curated record
AAUUGGGUUAGUACGAACGGCCGCAGCACCGUAGUGAAACAAGAAAGCCUCGUCGAUCGUAGAUUUGUCUCGAAUCUUUACCUUUGUAAGUUAUAGUCACAGGUGGCGUGAGGCAAAGCACUGCAGGUUAUAAAAGCAGACUACUACGUCUUCCGAUUUCUUACAUCCAAUUUUAUUUUCCCAACACACGACCACUUUGAUCCCCAACAGACCUCAUCACUACAAAGGCUCAUCAUGACUCGCACAGAACGCGCUGGCUUCCCUCGUGCUUUAUUACGGGAUCGCUCUGAGUCCAAGUCCGGCCUCGACAAGUCCGUUCGAAAGAAUGGCAGUGGCCAACACAAUUGGGGUAGUAUCAACGAUGAACGCUACCUCGAGGCCGCCGCACUUGCAGACGAGGAGGAGGAAGAAUUCGAGGAAAAUACCACAGGCCAGCAACGCAAUAAUUCCGUUCACGAGAAGCCCAAACCCGAGAAACGGAUCAACUCCUUCACGGAGGAAGAAAGGGAGAGUGCUAGGCAGAUUAGGAAGAACGCACUCAAGGCACAAGACCUCGAUUUGUCUAUGAUUGCACGCACUUCUUCCGCUGCGUCUACAUCUCCACCCACCAGGUCGCCUCCGGUCUCCAUUACUGGCAGUGCAGAGACGGCCAGCAUAAGGUCAGCAUGAAGCGGAUGCGAAACUGUCUGCUCAACAUUUUACUUCGUGUUGACGAUUUACGUCAAAAUUACCGCAAAAAAACAUACAUAACACGCUUGUUCCUG